This is a messenger RNA of Pieris rapae (cabbage white), 1575 nucleotides long. RefSeq lists its product as uncharacterized. Gene Ontology annotation, molecular function: calmodulin binding. The record is from RefSeq and is a predicted model, not a curated record. Lineage: Eukaryota; Metazoa; Arthropoda; Insecta; Lepidoptera; Pieridae. Bases 190 to 1434 code for a protein of 414 amino acids. The transcript has 10 exons.
AUGUCAACUGACCAAGGACUAGUUUAAUUGGAACUAAACGAUAAUGCGAACUUAAGGAAGUACGCGAAUGAAUGCAAGGGCGUGCUGGUUCUUCGUAUACUGGUCAUAACCAGGACAAAGACAUUAUUUACAAAAUCAGUCAAUAUUGGUCAAUAGGUAACGUAUUUUGAAAGUUCAUCAAUAGACAAAAUGAAUGAAUUGCUGCAAAAACACGGGUGUUCUAACGUAUUCAGCGUCCCCGAAGGCCUCAGGGAAUUGAUGGCAGAUAUUACACGUGAAGUGCUGCGAGAACAGCCUCCCAAACUCUUCGACUUUAUCGCCAAUUAUCUCUCAGUGUUACUUCUCACGCGUGAGCACGGGGUCAUGGCGGUUAAAGUUCUGGAUGACUUAUGCGACUGCAGACCUUCGGUAUCCGAACAUCUACUACAGCUGGGUCUAGCUGGCGAGCAAGCGAGGGAUUUAGCUCAGAUUAUCAAGCAGGAGAUUGAACAAUUUGAGCCUGUUGCUGGAAGUGAAAAAAUUAAAGAAAUGCAGAUAAUGAAAACCAUAUUAACGCGAUCCACUUUAGACGAGGUGAUGGCGUCAAAAGUAUGUCAAGUCGCGAGAAACGCAUACAGAGAUUACUGGUAUAGAAAGAAGACACUAGAACAGUCUAUGAAAACUCAACCCGACGAACCGUGGGAGAUAGCGGCGCAACAUACCCUAGAAAUAUAUAAAAAAACUAAACCAUCAUUCACAGACAUGAACAGAGCUGCUGAAAAAAUUCAGGCGGCAUAUAGAGGAUACCAUCUUCGAAGAAACCUUCUAAAGCAUUUGAAACAAAAGAAGAAGGGUCCCAAAGUGGACUUGCCCGGCCCACCGCUGGACAUUGGAGGGUCCAGGGAAAUUGAACUGGGUCCAGUGCUUAAACUCCGUGUACCAAAAGACAAUGUGCGACCAAUGUUCGGAGAGCACGCCACACAGAAGCUGGGAAUACCGUACGACCCGAUGUUAACUAUCACCCACGUGCCAGAAGACCAGCAAUCGAUAACAAGUCAAGGAAGUAGAGGCAUUGGCAGGUUCACUGAUAUACCAGCCAUUAGAAGUCCAAGUAUUGGUAGCACUUCUACACCAGGCGCAAGACAGGUUUUAAUGACGGCCACAGUGGAAAUGAAGGGUCCAACUUCAGUCGGACAAUCCAUGCACAAAAUAUCCUUCGCUGAGGUGCCGCCGGAGGUGAUUCCAGAUUUCCAAUUGGAGUUUUUAAAAGAGAACGAUGUAUCUAAUGCUGCAGAACAGGAAAUACCAGAAGAUAUCUCAGAUGACAAGACAGAAGGUGAUGCUGAAAGUAUACCUGCAUCAGCGCCAUCUACAGCUCGCGACUCCGCUUCUAUAACAGACGUAGAAGAUGAAGGUGACAACGCUACAGUAAUAACUGACGAGGAAGCAGGAUAGAUGUAUUUUAAUGUUACGAAUACAAUGUUACAUAAUUUUAGUAAUAACUUUAUUUAACGUUUGCAAGAAUAAUAUUUAGUUUCACAAUUUAUGUCGAAUAUUCUUUACGAAAUUAGUUUAUGUUACGUUUAUUAAAUAGUA